Molecule: messenger RNA, 1137 nt
Organism: Anoplophora glabripennis (Asian longhorned beetle)
Lineage: Eukaryota; Metazoa; Arthropoda; Insecta; Coleoptera; Cerambycidae
Product: cathepsin L-like proteinase
Exons: 5
Coding region: 86-1060 (324 amino acids)
Cellular component (GO): lysosome
Molecular function (GO): cysteine-type endopeptidase activity
Source: RefSeq, a predicted model, not a curated record
GAUAAUAGGAGCAGCACCAAAAUAUAAAUUUGGGAAAUCCGUUAUUCUUGCAGUCAUCAUUGUGUUGUUCGAGAGAAAAAUCAUAAUGAGGUUUCUAAUUAUCCUGACUUCCCUGGUUUUGGCAAUUAACGCCGCAACUGACAAGGAGUUGUGGUUGGAAUUCAAAAAAACUCAUGGGAAAGACUAUAGAAACAUAAGGGAAGAGCAAGUCCGAUUCUCGGUUUUCCAACAGAACCUACGAAGUAUCGAAGAACAUAACGAGAAGUACCACAAGGGCGAAAAAAGUUAUUAUCUAGGAGUGACACAAUAUUCCGAUUUAUCCAAGGAAGAAUUCCUCUCAAUGUUGAACUACAGCAGAGUGGCAAAACCCUCUGAAGAUAAACCAGGCCUCUCGCACCAAGUAGCCGACGUAGUAGUUCCCACUGAGGUGAAUUGGGUGACCCAGGGAGCCGUGACGGAGGUGAAGAAUCAAGGAAACUGUGGCUCGUGCUGGGCUUUCAGUACCACUGGUGCCUUAGAAGGAGCCUACGCCAUCAAAUACGGCACCAAGGUGUCCCUCAGCGAGCAAAACCUUAUGGACUGCUCCAUAAGAUACGGCAACUCAGGGUGUAACGGUGGAGUGAUGCAGUUUGCUUACACCUACGUUCGAGACUACGGAAUUGAACAGGAAUUCGACUAUCCCUAUUCGGGAUAUCUGGGAGCCUGCAGGUUUUCCAAUUCGCUUAGCGUCUUGAAGGUUUGGCAGUACAUGUCUAUACCAGCUGGCGACGAAAUAGCCUUACAGAAUGCAGUCGCUACCGCUGGACCUGUGUCGGUAGCGGUAAACGCUGACUACUUCCAGCAGUACGCUGGAGGUAUUUUCAGCGAACCCUAUUGCACAGGCGACCUCAACCACGGAGUCCUGGUGGUCGGAUACGGAGAAGAGUACGGAAGUACCUACUGGUUGGUAAAGAAUUCUUGGGGACCGUCUUGGGGAGAGGGUGGAUAUAUUAAGAUAGCUAAAAAUAGUGGGAAUGAAUGUGGAAUAGCUACCGACGCCACGUAUCCAAUUUUGCGCUGAUUUUUUGAAAUUUUGUUGUAUUUAUUUGUAAAUGUUAGAUAUGUGUUUAGAAAAAUAAAAUUAGUUUAGAAAACACA